UUGCUUUCACCUGGAACGAUCUUGAAUCCUCAUCGAAGCCUCCUUACUGCUUCCGUUCAUUUCAUUUUCUGCAUAUAAAAUAAGAAGGAAAUUUCUUUUCUUUGUAAAAAGAAGCUUCUAGAAGGGGGAAGCGCAGAGAUCAUCGGUUUACGCUUUACGGUGAACAGAAGGGAAGAAAGAGGAAAUGGUGUUGGGUUCGGCAUUGAGCGCAGCAGCCAAACAAGCUGAGCAAUUGAGGAAAGAUGGCAACAUUUAUUUUAAGAAAGAUCGUUUUGGGGCUGCAAUCGAUGCUUAUACUGAGGCCAUUACUUUAUGCCCUAAUGUUCCUGUAUAUUGGACGAAUCGCGCUCUUUGCCAUCGCAAGAGGAAUGAUUGGUCGAAGGUGGAAGAGGAUUGCCGGCGAGCUAUUCAGCUAGACCACAGUUCCGUUAAGGCACACUACAUGUUGGGGCUCGCCUUGCUUAAGAAGAAAGAAUUAGAUGAAGGGGUCAAGGAACUACAAAAGGCAUUGGAUCUUGGAAGGGGUGCAAAUCCAAAGGGUUAUAUGGUAGAUGAGAUUUGGCAAGAGCUUGCAAAAGCAAAGUACUUGCUAUGGGAGGAUGCAUCUUCCAAGCGUUCAUGGGAAUUGCAAAGUUUGAAGGAGGCUUGUGAAACUGCUCUUAGAGAAAAAUAUUUCCUUGAUGAUCAACCAGAAGAUUUUUUAGACGAGGGUAGUAUUGCUCAUAUGAAACAACUGGAGGCUCUGAGACAAGUGUUUAGGAAAGCUGGUGAAGCUGACGUCCCUGCUGUGGUGCCGGAUUACUUGUGUUGUAAAAUAACACUUGAUAUUUUCCGUGAUCCUGUUAUUACUCCUAGUGGAGUUACGUAUGAGAGAGCAGUGAUCCUUGAGCAUCUUCAGAAGGUUGGUAAAUUUGAUCCAAUCACACGUGAACCACUCGAUCAAUCCCAGCUUUUUCCGAACUUGGCAAUAAAGGAAGCGGUCCAAGCAUAUCUAGAUAAGCACGGUUGGGCUUACAAAAUGGACUAAAUGGCGAAAUAUUGAUGUAGCUUUGCUGGACAUGCCAAUUAUUUACCAGCACAGUGAAAUAUUCGGAAGUAAUUGGUCAGUCAGCAAUUCUGCAUAUCUAUGUUUGGUUUAAGCAAUACCAUGGCAUGUGAUCCUUUGAAAUUGCACAGUUAUUGUCAUAACCUUGUACAUAUUUAUCCAAACCAAUUGAAC
Molecule: messenger RNA, 1219 nt
Organism: Hibiscus syriacus
Lineage: Eukaryota; Viridiplantae; Streptophyta; Magnoliopsida; Malvales; Malvaceae
Product: E3 ubiquitin-protein ligase CHIP-like
Exons: 8
Coding region: 185-1027 (280 amino acids)
Biological process (GO): proteasome-mediated ubiquitin-dependent protein catabolic process; cellular response to misfolded protein; positive regulation of proteolysis
Cellular component (GO): cytoplasm
Molecular function (GO): ubiquitin protein ligase activity; protein-folding chaperone binding
Source: RefSeq, a predicted model, not a curated record